AUGCUAGCCCGUAGCUUCGUUCAGUCUUUUUCUAAGGCCGUUCCAAUUACAAGAAGUGUGGCCACUACUGUAAGUUUGCUUUUUAUUAGUUUUGUUUUGUUUUUGUAAUUUGGUAUCUAAUAUCUAUAACUCUCUCUAAAAUACUUUAUUUCUGACAUUAGGCAAAUGGUGUGCCAGAGCUGGCCGAAAAACUCAAGUGUACUUUGAUUCCCGGCGAUGGAGUUGGUCCAGAAUUGGUUUACGCUGUCCAAGACGUGAUCAAAAAUACUGGAAUCCCACUUGAGUUUGAUGAAGUCUUCCUCAGCGAGGUCCAUUAUACCAGAUCUGCGUCCAUCGAUGACGUUGUCAAGUCAAUUUCGUUGAAUAAUCACGUUGCCCUGAAGGGUGUAAUCCAAGAGAGUGUUCGAAAUGAUUAUGACGAAAAUGGUGGAAUCAAUACUCAGCUUAGACGGCGAUUGGAUCUGUUUGCGAACGUGGUUCAUAUCAAGGUAAUUAUUCUUUUUCUAUAUUUAGAAAGGAUUUUUUUUGUUUUUUAGAGUUUGGAAGGCAUCAAAACCAGACAUGAGAAGAAAUUGGACUUUGUCAUUGUUCGAGAACAAACAGAAGGAGAAUAUUCCAGUUUGGAACAUGAAAGUGUUCCUGGCGUAAUUGAAUGUCUGAAGAUAAUGACUCGUCCAAAAUGUGAAAGAAUUGCCAAAUUUGCGUUUGAUUAUGCGACUAAAAACAACAGAAAGAAGGUUACUGCCGUCCACAAGGCCAAUAUCAUGAAAUUGGGAGAUGGACUCUUUCUGAAUAUCUGCAAGGAGGUUUGUUUGUUUCUUUUUUUGAGUAUGCGUUUGUCUCUUUUUGUUUUAGAUGUCCAAAUUGUAUCCAAAAAUUGAGUUUGAAAAUAUGAUCAUUGACAAUUGUUGCAUGCAACUGGUGGCUCGCCCUGAACAAUUUGAUGUGAUGGUAAUGCCAAACGUAAGCUUUCGUUAUUGUGUUUCAAGCUUUUUUAGUUAUACGGAAACAUCAUUGACAACCUAGCUGCUGGUUUAGUUGGCGGUGCUGGAGUUGUUCCCGGUCAGUCAAUUGGAUCUGAUUAUGUCAUCUUCGAACCCGGAUCAAGACAUUCAUUUAAAGGAGCUUCUGGAAGGUAAGCAAUUACUUCGUUUUCUUUUAUUCUAGACAAAUCGCCAAUCCAACUGCCAUGAUCCUCUGUUGCGCAAACCUUUUAAAGCAUCUUCAUCUUGAUGAGUAUGGCAGGGCGUUAACGCAAGCUGUAGAGAAGACCAUUAAAGACGGAAGAGUGAGAACCAGAGAUCUUGGAGGAUACGCAACUACGAAAGAUUUUACAUAUGCCGUCAUUGACAACUUCAGAUUGUAAUAGGAAUCAUAGGCUUUAGACAAAGUAAACACGUUUUUAUGAAUACUUUCCGUCCUUAUAUGCGUUUGAUCGCUUUGAUUAUUUUUGCUCGUGUUGAAUGUUUGUUUAUUUUUAUUAUAGAAAUGUGAUUAUGAGAUGCUCAGAGAGCGAUGCUGAAUUUGAAGAUGCAGUGGAGAGUCUGGAUGUUUUCCCUGGCAAUUCUUCCUUCAAUGUAAGCAAUACGCUUCGUUUUUUAUGGUGUUUAGGUGGAGCCAGUAAAUAGUGUAAAUCGACGAAAUCGGCUGGCAAAUCUUAGAACUAGGAUGAGAUCUGAGUUUGGUUUGGCUUCGUCAAAUUUUGGUGGCAGCCAGACUUCUUUCGAUGACAUUUCUCAGUCGGAUUGCACUUCAAUUGCUUCAUGGGGUCGGAAGUUGUUAAACGAAACCUCUGCUACAUCUCCAGUGUCCGUGGAACCUAUAGAUUCUAUUAGUACACGGGCACCCCAGAUAAUUGAACAAUAUCAAUCCGUACCUCCUCCGUCUCAUCCACCUCCGCCACCACCAAGUGUUCCUUUCAACAGUCAUCAGAACAGACCCCUUCCACCUCCUGUACCUCCCCGACCUUCUCCUCUCAAAAUGGAUUCGGUCCCAUUAACCUCAUCAGAUCCGACUUCUAUGUAAUAUUUCAAUUAUAUUCACGUAAUAAUAUUUUUCAGAGUCGCAGAUAAUUUACAGCGUGGACAUUCCAAAAGCAAAUCUCUGGACAGGGGAAUGAGUGUUGGAGAUAAAAUAACUAUUCCAGUAUCGAUUAAAUCCACUUCUUUGAAUCGAGGAGUCUCGGGUAAAAUUGUAAAUGGCAUUUGCGAAGAAGAACAACGGAUAAACAAUGCCCAAGGAGUAAUCCAUCAGCUAACAUUGUCUGUGCUGUCUUCAUCUAAGGAUUCGAUUACGGGCAAUAAUAACAACAACACUGUAGGUGUAAUAAAUUAUUAAGGUUUAUUUUUGUUUAGUCGAAUGGAUCUGUCCACCACUCAUAUAAAGAGAUACUGGAAACAAUUCCAGAGCCUUCUACAUCAGGUCUUUAUGAAAGAAGUAAAAACAAUUCUUUUUCGGUCGUGGAAGAGAAGUCCUUGGCGUCAUCUCUCAGUCCCAAUUCUUCAAAGGCUCUCAACGAUACAUUUGAAUCCAAUGACAGUCGUCUUCAAGCGUCCAAUAGUCAUAAAAGAUAUUCAUCAUGCAUAGUUGAUACUUCAAGGCCCGUUGCAGGGAACACGUUCAAAGAGUGCAGAUCUGUGUCAGAGUUACAUCGGGAUGAGAAGAGGGAGUUAACACACAUGGCUUCGAUUGAUCCCAUAACUAGGGAUGUGGAAAGGAGAAUGUCGAUGAAAGACCAUCAUUCAACGAUGUCUUCCUCAGGGUAAGAUUUUCUUUUUAAUUAAGGUAAGACGUUUCAGUAGUGGGGAAGGCUCAAAAGAAGAGAGUUUGGUGUCGAUUCAUUCGGGGGUUGGAUACGCCAAAAGUCUUGUGAAGUCUUAUGGCAACACUGCCCAGGUAAUGAUCCGCGGGGCCUAUCAGAAAGUGCGAAACAUGGUGACUCCUCGGUAAGUAGUCUUCCUUUCAUUAAAAUUUUUCAUUUUCUAGUCCAAGAUGUACAGUUGUGGAAAGAGAAGAAGACGAGGCCUCGGAAAGCGAUGCCGCCAGUUCUUCUGUCUCUAUGAGUACAAGUGAAAACAAUGUAAAAUUGGGAAAUAGAACUGAUGGACCUCCCGUGAUUUGUAGGCCAAGGAAUUUGAAAAAAGGACCUUUUGACUUUUCUCAACUCCGAGUUGUCCAAGAACUUAAUAACGAACACACAGGAGCUGUUUGGUCGUUGAAAUUUAGGCAAGUCAUACGUUAAAUGUUGAUCGAUGUGUUUUACAGUAUGUGUGGGAGGUUGUUGGCCACUGCCGGAAGGGAUAAUAUGGUUCGUAUCUGGGUUUUGAGCAAACACUUAUCGUAUUUUACCCGGAUGAGGGAGAAAUACAACCAAGGGAAUAUAGACAGUGACUUCGAGAAGAUCCACCUGCAAAUGGAAAAGGUGAGCAGAGUUAAAAAAAUAAAAUAAAAGUGAAUAUUUUUUCGAAGAGCGCGGGUCGGUCUUUGGUUUUGGUUUUUAAAACCGGAAAUCGGGAGCGAACGCAAAAAUAUGAUUUUUAUUUAAAUAUUUCCCUUUUCAGAAGAAUUUCUCUCAACUGGAUGACGAUGACAGCUCUCUCAGCUCCAGGAAAUCUCCGUUGGAUUCGGCGGCCUCGGCCAAAUCCGUGUCCACCCAGGCCAACUCUCAGUCCUCAGGAACUCCUGUCUUUGCCCCCAAACCUUUUUGUACUUAUCGCGGACAUACGGCUGAUAUCCUGGAUUUGGCAUGGUCUCCCAGAAAUUACUUUCUGCUCUCGUCAAGCAUGGAUAAUACUGUAAAAUUAUGGCAUUUGACUAGAUCAGAAUGUCUCUGCUGUUUUCAACAUACCGACUUUGUGACUUGCAUUGCGUUUAUGCCGAAGGUAUAGCCAAAUCUAAAUUUUUGGCAACUUUUAGGAUGAUCGAUAUUUCAUUUCUGGAUCCAUGGAUGGUAAAAUAAGAUUGUGGCAUGUUCCUGAGAAAAAAGUUGCUCUGUGGAAUGAAGUGGAUCAAGUCAAAUUUAUAACUGCUAUAACUUUUAUAAGGAGCCGAUUUGUAGUUGUGGGGACAUAUGAUGGGAGAUGCUUCUUCUACACGACUGACGUAUGCUUAACAUAGUAUACAAAUAAAAUGUAUUUCAGCAGCUAAAAUAUCAUACGGUGAUAAAUGUUCGGUCUUCAAGAGGAAAAAACGCGCGAGGGCACAAGAUCACGUCUCUCGCUGUUCAUGGAAAUCAUCUUCUUGUAACCUCGAACGAUUCCCGAAUCAGAAUGUAUAGCAUUGACAACAUAGAGCUUAUUUCCAAGUUUAAAGGUGCUCAGAUUGAGAGAAGUCAGAUUCGUGGAACCUUUUCUCCUGAUGGGAAGCAUGUUAUAUGUGGUGGGUAGCGAGUGCUUUUUUAUGUUGUUUAGGUUCGGAAGAUUGUUUCGCGUACAUUUGGAGGGUGGCGGAUGUCUCAGCCUCUUACUCUGUACAUAACAAUUUGUGGGAGAGGAUUAGAAUUCACAAUUCCGUAGUUACGGCUGCUGUUUUCGCUCCAAAGCCUGGUUUAAUAUUUCAAUUACUGGGCGAUAGCGAUAGUAAGGGUAUUUUAAGUCCCGUGAAGACGUCAGCCGGCUCAAACACAAAGAGGUAAAUUGAUAUUUUUAAUAUAAUUGUGAGUUUAGUUCGAGUUCGGCAUCUCAAUCGAACAAAUCGUCGGAGAUCUCGAUCCCUUCAUCCUUUUUGGCGUCAGCUUCAGCUCAGGCAUCGCGAGUUUUGAACGAACUCAGGGGAAAUAAAUCCAAUACAUCGGAAGCUAAGGCCAAGAAUCUUGAUUCAAUGGGUGAUGUGAUAGUGACAGCUGAUUUAAAUGGAUCUAUCAAGGUCCUAGCCAAUCCCCGUCAUAUUUCUUAUCUAUCAUAA
Molecule: messenger RNA, 4902 nt
Organism: Bursaphelenchus xylophilus (pine wood nematode)
Lineage: Eukaryota; Metazoa; Nematoda; Chromadorea; Rhabditida; Aphelenchoididae
Source: the annotation of a GenBank genome assembly